Rhincodon typus (whale shark) is the source of this 1985-nucleotide messenger RNA. Its product is annotated as transmembrane protein 273-like. The record is from RefSeq and is a predicted model, not a curated record. Lineage: Eukaryota; Metazoa; Chordata; Chondrichthyes; Orectolobiformes; Rhincodontidae. The transcript has 5 exons. The coding region runs from base 70 to 354 and encodes 94 amino acids.
UGCAACCUUUACACAUCUCACAGGUCACAAUCUACAUUUAAAGGGCAGUUGCUUCGAUUUGACAAGAAAAUGGCUCAGUGUUUUAGUCGGUUUAUGAUUUCACUGGCUUUAAUUCUCUCAUUUGACUACUUCACAACAGGAUCAUCUGCAAAUGGAGCAGCUAAGAAUGAAGAUGAAAUAGAAAUCAAGUAUGCCUUACUGGGUGCUGGAAUAGGAAUAUUUCUCGUUGUCUCAUUUGUCCUAAUUAAGAUUUACAUGAUCAAAAAACACAUUUAUGAAAAUGAGUUAACAGACACUCCAUCCAGACAAAGCCACUCAUUAAGAGAAGAGAGAAACAGACCUGUCCAGAACUAAAAGGCGUGGGAGCUGUGAAUGGACCAUCAACUCACAACUCCACUUGCUCGAAAGAAGGAAACUAAACAAUGACAUCAAGUAUUGGAUACAAAUAUUUGGAUUCAUUCUCAAGAAUUAGGUGGAUUUGCAAAGAAUGUAUAACACAAGAAACAAGCCUAUGAUAUUUAUGUCCUAAUCAAGGCCCUUUCCAUUCAUAUUCAUCUAUCUCUAUCAAUAUAACUCUGUAUUUACUGCUCCCACAUCUGCUUGUUUCGCAUUCACUUGAAUACAAUUUAUCUCAACGUUUACAGAUUCCACAUUCUCAUUACUCUCUGUUAAAGAAGUUUCUUCCGAAUUCUCCAUUAGAUAUCUUAAUCACUAUAAUGUACUGAUGGCCUCUAAAUUUGAUGAAGCAAUGUUAUAUUCCUGGUGUAUAUAUUCUAAUACAGUUAAUCCAAAAACAUUCUCAGGCCACAUUAUAGUAUUGCCUCUUAUACAAUCAGUCAUUCUCAUCACCCAGUACAACAGCAUGGCUCAAUCUGGUUGACCCGAGACUGUUUAUUGUUGUGUAGGAAGGCUUGUGUGUGUAUGUUAUUUUCCUGUUGGUGUAUAUUCCUGCAUAUUAUGAUGUGGGAUCAGGAAUUUGAAAAAAUAUAUAAAUCUUGUGUGAACCCCUAAUUUGAUCUCAAAUUAUUUUAAUAAAACUGGGGAUGCUGGAAAACAGAAAUUGCUAGAGAAAAUCAACAGGUCUGGCAGCAUCCCUGGAGAAGAAACUAUUUUCAAAUUAUUUUCCUUGGCCGGUCAUUCUGACAGAUAGUUUUACCUCACUGUUGUGCUGUCAUGACCAUCCUGCUAGAAUGGAGUGCUCUUUCGUCACCAGACUGUAAACUAAAAACUACUUGCCAAUGCUGUAUUGGAGGCAAUCAUGUGGAGUGUAUUUCCAAACAAUUUGUAUAUCAAAAAUAUCAUUGUAACUGUAGUGGUUAAAUGAACAAUAAGCCACGCGAAGCUCUAAAUGUUUUCCCAAAUGGCUUGUUUCUGUGCUAUAAUUGUUCUGUAACUCUUUUACUGCCUGUUCUGCAAACCUCGUUAUGUCAGGAGAAAAAGGAAUCCAAAAUGUGUCAGUAGAAAUCCUGAUUGUGUGGUGCUAAUAUUUAGCACUUUAUUUUCAAAGAUUGUAUUCAUGUAGCCUCUUUGUUGGUUAAGAUGGCACUUCUCUCUUCCUGUACAUACAUUAUGUGAUGUAAAUAGUUAAACUCAGAACAAGUGGUUUCUUUUUUCCAUUGGUGAUCUUUAAUCUUGAAGUGAUAUUACAUGAUCCUGAAUCAUCUCUACUUUGUAUUUAUAAACGUAGUACCAAUUUGUUGUAGAGCAGUAGCAUGCAAAUUUUUAUAAGCUCCAGAACUACUAAAGUGUGAACAGUGGGAUGUAAAGAGUGAUUUAACAAUCAAGCCAUCACUUAAUGAAUUAUUCCUUGUAUCCCACUAUGGCCAAUCAGUAAUCCUAGACAUGUUUCACACGCUGUAGUUUCUGAUCCACCAUCUCUUUCGUACAGUCCCACUUGUUUUCAUUCUCUCACCUCUCCCUGGGGAAUUGUUGCAUCAUUAAUCAUAAGUCUACUUUCAGAAAUAAACUUUCUUUGAGGUCAGCAA